Molecule: messenger RNA, 2137 nt
Organism: Leptonychotes weddellii (Weddell seal)
Lineage: Eukaryota; Metazoa; Chordata; Mammalia; Carnivora; Phocidae
Source: RefSeq, a predicted model, not a curated record
AUGACACUGCGCUCGCCGCCCAUUCAGGAACUCUUCCCGCGGGCGGACGGCUGUGCGGCGCGGGGCGGCGCUUUGCUCGCUCCCGCGCGGGUUGCCCUAAGCGCCUGGGUCACUCCAGGCCCCCGGCGCGCAGCCGCGCGGGCUCCAGGGCGGAACUCGUACGCGCGGAACCUUUCUUCCCUGCCCCCGGGUGCCGCGGCCCGGCCGGCGGGAAAUGCGUCAGGGACCGCGCCGCGCCGCAGCCCCUCGGCCUCGGUCGCCCCGGUAACGCGCGGCGGGCGGCAACCUCACCAUGAGCCCGCGGAGGAAGGCCCGCGGGAGGCGGCGGCGCGGCGGCCGCCGGGCCAGUGCUCGGUGCUGCUCUUCCCGGGCCAGGGCAGCCAGGUGGUGGGCAUGGGCCGGGGGCUGCUCCGCUACCCGCGCGUCCGCGAGCUCUACGCCGCCGCCCGCAGCGUGCUGGGCUACGACCUGCUGGAGCUGAGCCUGCACGGGCCGCAGGAGGCCCUGGACCGCACCGCGCACUGCCAGCCCGCCGUCUUCGUGGCUUCGCUGGCCGCCGUGGAGAAGCUGCAUCACCUGCAGCCCGCGGUUAUUGAGAACUGUGUUGCUGCUGCCGGAUUCAGUGUGGGAGAAUUUGCAGCCCUAGUGUUUGCUGGAGCCAUGGAAUUUUCUGAAGGUUUGUAUGCGGUGAAAGUCCGAGCAGAGGCCAUGCAGGAAGCCUCGGAAGCUGUCCCCAGCGGGAUGUUGUCUGUCCUCGGCCAGCCUCAGUCCAAGUUCACCUUCGCCUGUUUAGAAGCCCGGGAACACUGCAAGACUUUGGGCAUAGAGAACCCCGUGUGUGAGGUGGCCAACUACCUCUUUCCUGAUUGCAGGGUGAUCUCAGGACACCUGGAGGCGCUGCAGUUCCUCCAGAAGAAUUCCUCCAAGUAUCACUUCAGACGCACCAAGAUGCUGCCCGUUAGCGGGGGGUUCCAUACCCGCCUCAUGGAGCCAGCCUUGGAGCCCCUGGCACAAGUUCUAAAGUCGAUUGGCGUCAAGAAGCCUCUGGUUUCCGUCCACUCGAACGUCGAUGGGAAUAGAUACAUGCAUCCCAAACACGUCCAGAAACUGCUGGUGCGGCAGGUGGUCUCCCCGGUGAAGUGGGAGCAGACGAUGCAUGCCAUAUACGAGAGGAAGAAAGGCACGGAGUUCCCCCAGACUUUUGAAGUGGGCCCUGGGAAUCAGCUCGGAACCAUCCUGAAGAGCUGUAACCUGCAGGCUUGGAAGUCCUACAGGCACGUGGAGGUGCUGGAGGACGACGGGACUUAGACCAGGCCCCCCGGCGGAUCUCCUGGUGCCCGAGGCGGCGGGGGCGCAGCUUGGGAGGCAGAAGGGGACCCAGGAGGGGCUGCAGCGGGCCUGGACCUGCCCUGCCUGUCCCUAGGCUUCCUCCUCCAAGUGAUUGGGAGGCAGUGUUUGCAAAGUGGUUUGAAGGCCACAUAAAAAGCACUAGAAGUGAGUAUUUCUUUACCUGCCAAGGUCCGUUUCUCCCCCAGGUCUAUUCCAAGGCUGGGGAGAAAGCUGCAGCUAGGCCAGAAGAGUCUGCCCGGAGGCAGACCUCACACCCCUGGGCUCUGGUGGCUCCUCUGCGGCCCGUGGCCUGUCACUCCACCCACAGCCAGAAUCUCAGCCCUUUCAUCACGGAAAGCAAAGGGCUUUCAGACACAACCGGCCUGGGCAGCCAUCCUGUGCACCCCACUCUCCAUAGUUGGGAGACUCGGUCCCACAUUUGUUUAUCUACCCAACAGAUGGUAUUGAGCACCUGCUGUCUACCUGUAAGCAAGUGGCGUCUGCCCUGGUGGGGAAGAGAGUCCGUAGCCAGGCGGGAAGGGUCUGGGGAGGCCGGCUGAGGGCCCUGUUUCCUCCCCCGCCCCCAGGCAGCCCUGCAGACAGUGAUCGCUAAGUGUCUACUCUGUGUCCGUGACCUCCCUUGGCACAGGCCACCCCCCUAGCGCCUCUCUGCCCCCUCCACACCGUAGCAGAGCGCAGGCUCUCAGUGGACGCCGCUCCUGCGCUGAUACUGAAUAGGAGUCAUUCUAAGCUCCUCGGUGGCUUUUUCCUUCAUCGGUGAUAGUGGUAAACCCAUCCAGAUACGGGA